This is a messenger RNA of Pocillopora verrucosa, 2005 nucleotides long. Lineage: Eukaryota; Metazoa; Cnidaria; Anthozoa; Scleractinia; Pocilloporidae. The record is from RefSeq and is a predicted model, not a curated record.
AAAAGCUAAGAUGUCUCAGUUGAAAAAGCGAAUUCAUCUUUUCAACUGUGAUAACACAUACAAGCUAGAGCCUGUUGAAAAAUUGCUGGAGAAAUUUGGUAUCCAUGUUGAGCGUGUUGAGAAGCACUAUUUCAGACUUCCUAAAAUGUCUGAAAUGGUCGACAAAAUUCCCACCCUAGAGAUGGAUAUGGCCUUCUUCGUAGUUCAUGCACAUGAAUGUGUACUCUCGAUAAACGAGGACGACGUGGGAAUUGGCUACGCCAAAAUAUACAGAUCUUUACUACAAGCAACAGGUGGAGAUGUCAUCAUCAUUAUCGGGGGAGAUAACAAAUACAAGGGCGAAGACGAAGAGGAACGUGAGGUUAUUUCACGUUGGGCGAAGAGGAAAGUUUCCUCACAGUUUGGCGAAGAGUGUCUUGAUGGUAGAAAGAGCUUCAUAUUUUCUUGGAACAAACAACAUCGAGUGAUUCACGAACAAGCUCUGCGGCAUCACUUUGACCCAAACAAGAAAGGACAAAAGUUCCAUUAUCAGCGGCAAUUUCCACACCAAGAAUCAAAACCUGGACCUGAAUUGCGAGCAACAUUAACUGAGUUAGGAAUCCCGCAGGGACCAAAAACCCAAAAGUCCCCUACAUGCACACUCAAAAGUUCCUCGCGUCGAGAUGAAGCCACCUCAGCGAUAGAAGCGGUAAAAGGAAGGCAGACUGGUACCUACGGUAUUGGCGUCAACAAUACUGAGUGCGGUGGCAGACACAGGAGGUUGGUAGAACCUUCACUCAAUAAUCAGAGUAAUUGUGCUGGAGAAACCCUGCCGUCAGUUUCUGGAGGAAUCAAAGAUUUGGCAAUUCUUGGCUGUAAUGUGUCACGUGAGUCCUUAGAAGAUGCGAAAAAAGUUUUUAACAAACUUCGUCCCAGCCUUCACUUCUCAGAAGUACCUUUUGUUGACAACCUUCAAAGUACGAAAGUCGAAGUAUUUCUGAGGGACAAUCACUUCAUACUCUCUGUGCUGGUCAUGGACGGUUCUACAACGAGUGAUUCUUAUGACAAACAAAGAUGGAUGGAAUGUCAACGACUUGUAGAAAAUAUAAAGGAUAAAGUUGCCCUGAGGGUCAUCCUCUUGAUUUGCUAUCGCAACCCUUUUAAUUCAUCCGUGAAAGGCGACAGUACAUACAAUGAUUUCAUCGCACGAAUCAGCAGAAUAGAAAAGGCUUUUGUUGCGGAGGUGAACAAUGGAGAGCUGGCCGUCGAUGAAGAUAUCAUGGUCGAACUAUUGACGCCUUCAGUGACAGCAUCCAUAACAAAUAUACAGAUGGUUCGGUCAAGAGGCUCUCUAGAAAUGGAGGCAAACGCUGCACAUACGUCAAGAGAAGUGUCUCUAAAAAGAUAUUCUUCAGAAAGGAAAAGCAUCCAUGAAAAAGUCGCUCAAAAUCCCCCGCAGCUGGUAUGGGCGUCACAAUUCUCAGUUAAAUCCCCUCCCGUUGUUUUACUGAGAGGUUUCGCUCGUUAUGGAAAGAUACCUGAUAGGUAUCAGAUAGGUGACCUUCAAAUAUGGGAUCCCGAAUUUAAAAUUCCCGCUCACAUGCAAGAGAAGCUGCUUGCAAACCUCCGCAACACACCUUUGAUUGGAGUGCUUGUCAUUAAGCACAGUGAUGGCACAAUUGAGUGUUUCACUGAUCCAAACUUAAGAGAAUUUUCGUUGGACGGGGAAAUACAGCUAGCUGCCGAUGAACAACUGAUAUUGAAAACUCGUGUUUGCAACGGAGAGGUGUCUUUUGAAGAGGCUGAUGUACAGUUUAAGUAUGGAAACAAAUGUAUCCCUCAACACAUUAUCAGUGAUUUUAAAGCUCUAGAUAAAAAGCGUAAUGGUGACCUGUACAUUAUUUCAGAUAACUCAGGCAAUUUUCGAUGUGUAGUGAAAAGUCCAAAUAAUUUAAAAAAAGUAGCAAGAACGGCAAAGGAAGGUUUUCAACCACUGUCGACGAAUAAAUGGUAUAUAAUUGUUUAA